Beta vulgaris subsp. vulgaris (sugar beet) is the source of this 2304-nucleotide messenger RNA. Its product is annotated as probable E3 ubiquitin-protein ligase HIP1. The record is from RefSeq and is a predicted model, not a curated record. Bases 379 to 2100 code for a protein of 573 amino acids. NCBI's taxonomy places the organism in Eukaryota, Viridiplantae, Streptophyta, Magnoliopsida, Caryophyllales, Amaranthaceae. Gene Ontology annotation, molecular function: ubiquitin protein ligase activity. The transcript is spliced from 6 exons.
GACUUUUACCAAAAGCCCUAAUAAUACUAGGGUUUUUCUUCUUUUCUGCAUUUUCUUGCAAUUUUUUAAAAAGUUGGUGUUACAAAAUGUAAAACCACAAAAAAAAAAGGAGAAAGAAGAAACGGGUAAGAAAAUGAGUCAAAUGACAGUCCUUGCUUAACUCACCUCACUCUCUCCUCAUCUUUCCCUCGCUCUCCCUCUUUCUCUCUCCUAUUUUCAUCCGUUGCAGAACUUCCUGUCUUCUACUAAAAGAACACACCAAUUUUCGCAAAACUGAAAUUCAGAAAGAAUUUUACCUCUAAUUUCUUAAGUUCUUCAAAUUCUAAUCAUCCCCAUUAAUCAAGAAUCUCAGCUAGUUAUCCUUUUGCACAUCAAAAUAUGAGCUCAAUCCAGAAGUCCGGUCAAUCUAGCCAACCUUCGACUCUACAAAAUCAAAUCAAUUACCUUGGUUCAAGAAAUGAUCACUGUUCACAUUCUUCAUCCCAUAAGGAGCCAAACCAUGUUGAGAAUGUUCCAAACAUAGUUGAAAGCAAUUGCAAUGUAGUCUGUGAUUCAACUGGGAAUCUAAUCUCUGAUGAUGAUACUUUUAAUCGGGGUCCAAAUCUUAGCACAGGACAUGAAGAUGGCGUCAUUUCUUGUCAUUCUAUUGGAGUUCCCGGCAAUUCAGGUCAGCUGGAAGAUAUUAGCUCUGGUUCUAACGCCAGUAUAUCAGGUUUAUCUGACAAGAGGGAAGUAAAAGUUGGUUUGAGACAGGUAGUUGAAGUAGGAAGUUCUAGUAGUCCACAACAAGCAGAUAACAGUUUGUCAAAUAAUAUUUCUGUUCAUUUGAAUGCACCUUCCACCCAUACGUUACUAACAUCACCUUCGAGUUUGUCUCAUGAGAAUUCUCAAGAAUAUCCUAUGCUGAGAAGUAGAGUUGGUCUUCAUGAAAACUCUAACUCCCAUCAUCAUCCAAGCACCAGUAUCCAUCCAGAAAGGCCUCAGGGAAAUUUCAACCUGGGCCAAUAUAUGCAAAGCCAACGGAACUCCGUACUUGCAACCAGGAAUUCUCCAAUUCAAUUUGUUCACAAUGGUGGCCCAUCAUCAUUACCUAUGGGGAUCAGUGAUGUCUUUGAAGGUUCCAACACACCUAAUAUGUCCAGGACGGAUUUUGUUCCUAGUGGAUCAAGAAUUCAGCCUCAGUCACCUUUAGCUAUCAAUUCCAGUUCAAGGGCUGGCACUUCAAAUGAAAGAAGGCUGUUUCCUGACGUAGGAGAUUUCGUACAUCAUCCUCAACAUCACAGCCUAGCCGAUGGAAGGUAUGCUGCUCUUGAUGUUGCUUCUAAUCAUCAGAUGGAGCAUAAUGCCGGAUAUUAUCACUGGCCUUCCCUUCUUUGGGUUCAUCCACUCUUCAAUCAAGCUGGAAGUCAGCAAAUGGCAUUAGGUUAUUCGCCAUGGUUCCCCUCUCCUUGGAAUGGUCUUGGAUCAGGUGCUCAGAACGUUGAUGUUGCUCCUUUACAAUAUCCUGCUACCUAUGGGUACGUGACGUCAGCAGAUAUGAUGCUGGAAUCUGGACACAACCUUGGCCAGGAUGCUCAUUUUUCAGGUCCAUUUAUCUCCCAGUCCAGGCAUCGUCUCUUUCCCCGUUCAUUGCAGUCCAUGGAAGCUCCAAUAGGAAGAGAUCACGGGACAAUGCCUGAGCAGCUUUAUCAGAUCGAUUCCAACCAUGUUGCUGACUUCCAAGCUCAGGCAAUGGCUCGUUCAUUCUACAACAGGCGGGGAUAUCCACAUAUGCGAGACCGGCAUAGAGAUAUGAGACUCGAUGUAGAUCAAAUGUCGUAUGAGGAGCUGUUAACUUUAGGAGAGCAAAUUGGGAGUGUGAAAACAGGUCUAGAGGACGAAACGAUUAUGAAGCUUCUUAAACGGAGGGAGUAUGAAUGUGUGAUCAAUGACCCAUCUUCUGAUGCUGAAACAUGUUGCAUAUGCAUACAAGAAUAUGUACGCGAAGAAGAUAUUGGAGUGUUGAACUGCGGUCACGAGUUUCAUACAGCGUGUAUCAAGAAGUGGCUUAAAAUUAAAAAUAAAUGCCCAAUUUGUAUGAAGGAGGGCUUGGGUGCAUAACAUGCUGCAGUCCGCAGGACCAAUAAAUGUCAGCUUUUAAAGUAAUUUUAUACACACCUCCAGCAAUUUUUUGCUGGUAACUUUAGUUUAAUAUUAUCAUAUGGGUUUAUUUUGUUGAAACUGAAUAAUUGUACAUAGACCUUCAAGAGCUCAGCUGUUGAUCAUACAUUAUGCUUCGACAAGAAUAUGCCUAUUAUUUGAGCA